GAAUGUUGAUAGUUUUUGAGGUUAGGAAAAUAAUUUUGUUGACAGUUUGUUAUUUCUUGUCUGGAUGUCUCCACAAUAAUAAUUAUUACUAAUUAAUAGAUAGCUUGCAAUCUUAUUCAGUUUUAAAAUACUUUAAAAUCAUUCUUUUAUAAAAAAGCAGUAGUUUUUAUAUUGAACUAGUGAUACUUCAUUGGAAUCAUAAAAUGAAUCUUGAGUUAUUGGAGUGCUUUGGCCAAAACUACCCUGAAGAGUUUGAUGGAUCAUUGGAUUGUAUUUCUCUAGCAGUGACUUGUGCAUUUAAUAAGUAUGGAACCCUUUUAGCUGUUGGUUGCAAUGAUGGACGUAUUGUCGUGUGGGAUUUUUAUACAAGAGGAAUUGCAAAAAUUAUUAGUGCUCAUAUGCAUCCCGUUUGUUCCAUCAGCUGGUCUAGAAAUGGUCAUAAACUACUGAGUGCUUCAACAGAUAAUACAGUUUGUAUAUGGGAUGUAUUAACUAGUGACUGUGAUUUGAAGUACAGAUUCCCUUCCCCAGUAUUGAAAGUGCAGUUUCAACCGCGUAAUGACAAGGUGUUCUUGGUCUGUCCAAUGGGUCACGCUGCCGUCAUUGUUAACACUGAUGGUAAUCAUGGAAUUGUUCCUCUUGGCGAAGAGAGUGAUUUAGCUAUUGUAGCUUCAUUUGAUCGACAGGGAAGUCACAUUUACACAGGCAAUGCUAAAGGCAAAAUUCUCGUUUUUUCAUGUCCAGAGUUAACAUUAAAAGCGUCUUUCAAAAUUGCACCCAGCGCUACGGCUGUAAAGAGUAUUGAGUUUGCUAGGAGAGGUGAUUGUUUUCUUGUCAAUACUGCAGAUAGGGUUAUACGUGUUUAUAAUAGUAAGGAAGUGCUAACUUGCGGCACUGAUGGGGAACCUCAACCAAUACAAAAACUACAAGAUCUAGUCAAUAAAACAAUGUGGAAAAAAUGUUGUUUCUCUGGUGAUGGCGAAUAUGUUUGUGCGGGAUCUGCAAGGCAACAUGCUCUCUACAUUUGGGAAAAGAGUAUUGGAAAUCUGGUCAAGAUACUGCAUGGUCCAAAAGGAGAAUUACUUCUAGACGUAGUCUGGCAUCCCGUUAGACCAAUAGUAGCUUCAAUUUCAAGUGGUGUGGUCUCUGUUUGGUCACAAAAUCAAGUAGAAAAUUGGUCGGCUUUUGCCCCAGACUUUAAGGAGUUGGAUGAAAAUGUUGAGUAUGAAGAAAGAGAAUCAGAAUUUGACCUGGAAGAUGAAGAUAAAUCUGUCACUGCUGGUCCGGAAGACAAGGAUGAAGAUCUCGAUGUUGAUGUUACAAGUGUUGAUCCUGUAGCUGCAUUCUGCAGCUCUGAUGAAGAAAAUGAAGACCCGCAUGGACUCCAAUUUCUCCCCAUUGCUCCAGAGGUGGAAGAUUCCGAUGAAGAUGGAACAACAAACCCUUCAGCUCAAAAUGAAAAUAUUGAACCUGUACACCCACCUGCAAAAAAGGCCAAGUUCCGGGAGUAUGAAAUUCAUCUGGAAGGGACCAACACCGAUGCUCCUCAUCCAUUACUCAGCUCUCGUACCAAGGAAAAGCACACUUCUGGUGGCAAGAAGGGUCACAUGAAGAAAUUCAAGUGAAUUACAGGCAAUCGCUUUCCAACUCAAUUACCUUACAGUAAUUAACUUGCUUAUUGCAUAAACUAUUAUUCCAUUUUUGGCUUAGGCCUAUUGCAUGUUAUUUUUUAUGGAUUUUCUCAAGAAGUAUUUCUUUUGUGGACAAUAUCUUACUCAUGAAUGUGAUUGAAUUGAGUUUUAAAUAUCAAGACGGAUGUUUUAUCAUUCAUUUCACUUGUGAGAUGAAAAAUUCAUAAAAGUCUAUAGAUCAUUUAAUUUCACAUUUCUUAGUACGGUAGUUAUUUUUUAAAUAGAUACAGUAGCUAUUUGAUUACAUAAGAGAAAUACUACUGGAUUCAAGAAAUGCUGAGUGUGAUGGUUUGCUUGAGGUAGUGCCAUAUUAUUUGUUCAUGAUUAUUAACAUACCGUACUAAAGUUCUGUAUGAUUUAGCAUAAUUAUUUGUUUAUUCAUAAUUAUAGAAUUACAAAUCAUGAUCGUACAUUCCUAUUAUAUUUCUUGAGAUGGUACAAGACAUUUAUUCCAUCUAUUUGAAUAGGCUCAGCUAGGUAUCCAACAUUUUUUAUUGAAAAAUACCGAUUUUUUUAGUAAAAAGAAUAAUAUUAUAUAAUGCUCACUUGUGACUUGAAAACAUCAAUUCUAUAUUAUUAUUCCAUAAAUCAUCAAAUUCUCACAUUCCUGGUAAAUAUUUAUGUCUAUAACUAAUAAAAUGAUAGUCUUAUAUUUUAUAGAAUAACAUAAUCCAAUAUGUACUUUUACUAUAAACUAUUUAUGUAUCAGGUUGCCAUAUUUUGCAUUCAUUAUUACAGUAUUAGUUUUUUUAUUAGCUUAUUCGGUUUGUUUUUGUAUUUUUUUCGCUUAAGAUGAUACCCACAUGAGCUCUAGUCUUGUGCAUUUGUUACAUUAUCGAAAAAUUGAUCUCAUAUUUUGAAGUCUUUUGAUAUUUUCGUCCAUUAAGCUCUUUUAUCAAACUUUAUAACAUUUGCGGCUAAACAUGACAAUUUUUUCGGGUAUGGGAACUAAAAUUGUAGAGGUGGAGGGGUUGCGUCAUUGGGGUCAAUUUAGGUUUCAUAAAACGCUUUGAUAACCUUUGUUCAGCAUCUGAACAAUGAUUCCUUAGAUUAAUGACCUGCAGGAUUCAAUUUGACUGAUUAGUAUUAAAAUUAAUAAUAAUUUAUGUUUGCUACUGUGGGUUCAUUUGAAGUAGGUUUUAGCUCAUAACAUACCGUACAAGAUUAAUUAUUUUUCCUUCUCUAGUGAAUGCGUUAUUUUUCAAAUAGUACUUUUUUCUUUAUCAUUGGUACCGUAUAUGAAAAUUUCAUGUACUGCAAGAGAAAUAAUUUACAAGAAAAAAUAUUACUAAAUCACAAAUUUAGGAGGUAUUGAACUAAUUUACGAGGAUAUGCUCGCUAUAUAUAUAUUCCAAGUAAGUCAUACUCCUAUUUCUUUAGCAUAAUUCAAUAAUAUUUCAAAUUUUAAUAAUUAUAAACCUUUCGGUGUCAAAAGGAACAUGUAGCUUUCUUUCGUGAAUUAUUUUUUCAAUGACAAUAUUUUUUAAUCAGGUAAAUCAGGUACUAUUCAACUUAUUCAUAAACUAUUAAAUGAAUCAAUCCAUCAACUUAUGAGAAAUUUACAUAAACGAUUAAUAUUUCACUGUAAAUUAUCUUUUUUUAAAUCCCAAAUUAGGUCAAUAUUCAAUCUGAUUACAUUUUUAAUAUUUCAGAAUUGUAGUAAAAAGAGCUCCUUUACCCUUUUUAUUAUAAAAUACUACUUGAUUAAAAUGCAGUUUAGAGUAUGUUAUAGAAUUUACAAAUUCAACUUAUAGUUAGGUCAAGUCUAUUGGAACAUUGUGUUAGAAUAACAAUAUAGUAACAUAUAAUUUUAAUGUGCAAUUAAUGUAUGUGAGUGAUUUUAAUAUAGCGAUAUUAAUUUAGGAUCUUUGGUGUUCCUUUAAAUAUUUGAUUAGAGUAAUAGUUGAUUAUAUUAAUGUUUCUACUUUUUUUGUAAUAUGAUAAUAGAUUAUUCAUUACAUUAGAAAAUUGUCAACUUGUCAUGAUAGCUGUAAAGCUCGAAUCUGAAUAUAACUGUGAUGUUUACCUUGUGUUCUUUUGUGCAUGGAUAAUAAAUGUUUGUGCAGUAAACAAAGACAAAA
Molecule: messenger RNA, 3772 nt
Organism: Nilaparvata lugens (brown planthopper)
Lineage: Eukaryota; Metazoa; Arthropoda; Insecta; Hemiptera; Delphacidae
Product: retinoblastoma-binding protein 5 homolog
Exons: 1
Coding region: 204-1625 (473 amino acids)
Cellular component (GO): Set1C/COMPASS complex
Molecular function (GO): protein binding
Source: RefSeq, a predicted model, not a curated record